GAGAGAGAGAGAAAGACGGAGGAAGGGGGUUCACACAGAGAGAGAAUAUAGUAGUGAUAUGUAACAGAUGUGCUUCAAAGUCAGCAUCACAUUUUGAAUCUCAGACAUCACAUGGCAUCCUCUUCGUCCUGAUUGGGGGUAUUUUCACCUCGAAUAAGCCGCAUGCUGGUUGGUUGAAAGGCAAUCAUCCCAUCGUCGUGAAGCAAACUCUGCGCUCCACAGCGAGGAGGAGGAAGAAGAGGGACGGCGGAGCAGAUCGCCCGUGCUCACACUUUCCUUUUUUGUUAAGGGCUCGUUUGGCAAUAGCCGGCACAGACCGUAAGAACUGUUGUGUUGGUGGUGGUGGUGGAGGAGGAUGAUGACGGGCAAAUCUGUGAAAGACGUUGACAGAUACCAGGCUGUCCUCAACUCUUUACUGGCGCUGGAGGAGAACAAAUACUGCGCUGACUGUGAAUCGAAAGGUCCACGAUGGGCAUCCUGGAAUUUGGGCAUCUUCAUCUGUAUCCGCUGUGCUGGUAUCCAUCGAAACCUAGGGGUUCACAUCUCCAAGGUCAAGUCUGUCAACCUGGAUCAGUGGACGCAGGAGCAAGUCCAGUGUGUUCAAGAGAUGGGAAAUGCCAAGGCCAAACGGCUCUACGAGGCUUUUUUACCCGAGUGCUUCCAGCGUCCCGAGACAGACCAGGCUGCCGAGGUCUUUAUUAGGGACAAGUACGAAAAGAAGAAAUACAUGGAUAAAGUCAUUGACAUCCAGAUGCUCAGGAAAGAAAAGAGUUGUGACAACAUCCCAAAGGAGCCAGUUGUAUUUGAGAAGAUGAAAUUGAAAAAGGACGUCAGCCCAAAGACAGAUUCCCAGUCUGUCACAGACCUGCUUGGAUUAGAUGCCCCAGCUCCAAGCCCUGCGGUGUCUAAUGGUGGAGGAUGUGUUCCAGACAGUAAUGAGAGCCCAGUGGUGUCUAACGCAGCCCUUGCACACUCUGCCCUGGAUCUCUUCAGCUCACUCGCAGCCCCCUCCCCUGCUUCCUCUACAAAAAGCACGUCUGUUUCCAGCACCAUGCCUCAGAGCAGAGUGACUGCCUCGGUGCCUGAGAAUCUGAGCUUGUUCUUAGACGCAGCACCCAAAGCAGAGGAGGGCACUGUCAAGAAACUAUCCAAGGACUCCAUUCUUUCCCUGUACGCCUCCACUCCCUCGGUACAUGCCAGCAGUAUGGCUGCACAUGCAGGCUUGUACAUGAACCAAAUGGGAUAUCCAACACACCCGUACGGGCCAUACCAUUCUUUAGCCCAGGCGGGGGGAAUGGGAGGCACUAUGAUGACAUCACAGAUGGCCAUGAUGGGGCAGCAACAGAGCGGGGUGAUGGCAGUGCCACAAAACAACAUGAUUGGAAUUCAGCAGAACUGCAUGAUGGGGCAGCAGAAUGGCUUAAUGGGCGCUCAGGGUGUCACGGCUCAGCCUAGCGGCGUUGUGCCAUCGCCCUACAUGACAGGAAUGAUGGGACAGCAGCAAACUGGAAUGAUGGUACAGCAGCAGAACAGCAUUAUAGGACAGCAACAAAGUGGGAUGAUGGGACAGCAGCAGCAGGUUGGGGGUUUGCCCGCAUUACCCCAGCAGCAGGCUUACGGAGUCCAGCAAGCCCAGCAGCUACAGUGGAACAUCAGUCAGAUGACUCAGCACAUGGCCGGCAUGAAUCUUUACAACACCAGCGGUAUGAUGGGAUACAGCGGUCAACAAAUGGGAGGUUCAGCAGCUCCAAGUUCGGCACACAUGACAGCGCACGUGUGGAAAUGAGCUUGUCUAUCUGAGAUUCGAUGGAGCGCCAACGACCCACAAAAGGAGAAGAGAAACGACGUGGAUCAGACUCUCCAUUAAACAUUUUCUGAUGCAAGGGAGGAGGAGGAGGAGACUGAGGUGGAGAAGAAGAAGAAGGUUUGAGAAACCACUACUACCUCUCUCUCUCCUCUCUGGCCGCGCUUCCUCUUGCCGUCUCAUGCAUAGCCAUGUUCUGCAGAUUUCCAUGUUUGCCUUCAGGACCUUUUCAUAUGACGACUAAGACAAGGCCGUUCUGAGGCCACUGGUUAGGACUCCAGAGCAUUCUUUCUGCCCAGCCUUUAUGAGAGAGAGCUUGUGUGCAGAAACAUUAUGAGGGUAUCAAGCAGCUGCAGAAUUGCACUGUUUCAUAUUUAAUCAGAUUGCACUGGGGUUGGCAUUGGGGUUAGCCUAGCUUUAAAAGCUCAAAUAGACCGAGAUAAUCUAAAUAGGUGGCUCAUACUUUACGCCCUACAUUACCAGUAUUUACCCAACUGAUGGGGCGACAUUUAGUGAUGAUAUAUACAGUGGCCCUGAGAGGUCAAACACACUGCUGCCUAAUAAAACACCAGCAAAAAUGAAAAAUGGUGCAAAAGCACACAAAAAAUAAUUGAAGUUCAAUAAAACCCAAUGGAAAUAGAAAGAAAAACACUGGAGAAGCUAAUAGAAAAAAAUCAAACAAAACACAACAGAAAUGUUUUUGGCUAACAGCUAACAGUAAACGGCUAACAGCAACCAUGUACCUACAGUGUCCAUUGUGUUUUGUCCGAAUUUUUUUUUCUAUGUCCGUUAUGUUUUAAUCAACUUCUGUGGUGCUUUUGCAAAAUUUUAAUGUUUUGCUGGUGUUUUCUACAGUUGCAGUGCAUGUGACCUCUCAGGGCCACCGUAGACAUAGCUACAUUUUAACAGCAGCCAUAUUUGCAAAGUGUAGCAGCUACAACUUUAUUCAGCCAAUUUCAAGUUCGAGAUUUAGAGCUUUUCAAAAGUAUAUUUUCACAUAAGUGAGAUGAGCUGCUGCGAAUUCAGUUAAUAAUCAUUAAAAAAUAUAAAAGCUAGGCUAGCCUAAUAGUCCCUUCAUGCUGCAUGCAGAAGACAAAUACACAUAACCGUUUUUAGCCACAUAUAUCUAGACAUUCUACUCAUCUAACAAUAUUUAAUUCAAGCAACAAAUCCUACCUACACAGCCCGUAAUAUUGAUGUCUUCAUCUGAAUAUCUAGAGGGCUUCUUUUAGAAUCUUUAAUCUUCAAAUGUCAAAAGUCCAAAACCAUAUUUUGGGAGACCAAAGAUCAACACUAGCUUUACUGUAAGUGGACAGUAUUCCUGUAUGCUUUUUCCUGUUCAACCACUUAACUAGUGAUUAAUAGAAAAAAAAAAAAAACAGCAAUUCAGCAGUCCAGCAUCACUGUCUUCACUGUGCUGUUUUUUCACCAAGGGUAGGACACUUAAAAAAAAAAAAAAAAAA
Messenger RNA from Neolamprologus brichardi, 3267 nucleotides. It is a transcript of the gene smap2, whose product is annotated as small ArfGAP2. The record is from RefSeq and is a predicted model, not a curated record. Gene Ontology annotation, molecular function: GTPase activator activity. NCBI's taxonomy places the organism in Eukaryota, Metazoa, Chordata, Actinopteri, Cichliformes, Cichlidae. Gene Ontology annotation, cellular component: cytoplasm.